Diversispora eburnea is the source of this 639-nucleotide messenger RNA. Lineage: Eukaryota; Fungi; Glomeromycota; Glomeromycetes; Diversisporales; Diversisporaceae. The record is from the annotation of a GenBank genome assembly.
AUGGGUAAAAAGAAUAAAAAAUCCAAUAAAUCAUCAAAUAAUGCAAAUAAUGCAAAUAAUGCCAUAAAUAAUAAUGACAAUAAUAAUCCCUCCCCAUCAAAUACGACGCCGACAACGGUAACAACUACAACGCAUCAGCAAUCAGCAUCACAGAAACAAACAUCACCUACUACUUCAACCACUCCCUCAACAACUGAUCAUCAACAUCAUUCCCAUGCCCAUACACAUUAUUCACAUCAACAUACAAAGAGUAGCGAUCAAGAGUCACAACAAAAUAAUGAGGUUGACGAACAACCUGAAGAACAGAAAGGAUUUAAAGGUCAAGCGAAAAAAGAUAUGAAAAAUGUUGAAGGAUAUGUAGCUGAUAGGGAAGGUGAAGUAAUUGAUGAAACAAAAUUAAAUAAGGCUUUAACCUUUGUGAAUGAAGAGAAUCAAAGACAGAAGGCACAAAGGCUUAAAAAACAAAAAGAAGCAGAAAAAAUUGCGUUACUUGCUUUUUUAUUAAUAUAUGAAGACGUUGGAGAAUCAGGGAUUGUCUUUUCCGAAUGGGAAACUACCGGCAAUGCUGGACAGUGGAAUUUUGGACAUUUGGACAUUUUGGCUACUUUGCUAUCUUUUUACUACGAAUCUUCUUUAUAA